Molecule: messenger RNA, 2868 nt
Organism: Dioszegia hungarica
Lineage: Eukaryota; Fungi; Basidiomycota; Tremellomycetes; Tremellales; Bulleribasidiaceae
Exons: 4
Coding region: 1-2868 (955 amino acids)
Biological process (GO): COPII-coated vesicle cargo loading; endoplasmic reticulum to Golgi vesicle-mediated transport; intracellular protein transport
Cellular component (GO): COPII vesicle coat; endoplasmic reticulum exit site
Molecular function (GO): SNARE binding; zinc ion binding
Source: RefSeq, a predicted model, not a curated record
AUGGGCGAACAGCUACCAGCAGGAUGGGAGGCGAGAUGGGACCAGCAGAACCAGGCGUACAUCUAUACCGAACAAUCUACCGGACAGCAACAAUGGGAGGUCCCGACUCAACCUUCCUUCCCGUCGCAGGACCAGUCGUCUGCGCCCCCACCGCCCGCGGCAGCUCCAUCCGGUAAGGCAGGGAGACGGCAGUACCCCACCGCCCAGCUCCAGUCGAUGUACACCGCCCAGCCUGGUAGCUUCGAAUAUCAGAACCAGGGCCAACAGCCACAGCAGCCGCAACAUCAGCAGCAGCAGCCGGCGUAUGGGGACGCUAGCCUAUCCUCUGCGGCGCCUAGCUUCUUCACCCCGGGGAUGGCGGGCGGCGAUGCGGGUGCGGGGGCGCAAGGCGGGGCAGCGUACCCUCAGCAGCCGAUGCAGCAGCCACAGGGUGGACAGUUCCAGCAGUAUGGCGGUGGCGCGCCGGUCGACCAGAUGUCGAACCAAUUCAACCAGAUGAAUAUGGCUGGCGGCGCGGGCGGUUACACUGGCGGAGCGCCCGGUGCUGGCGGUUUCGAGCAAAAGCAAUUGCACGCCAUCAACACCAUCAACCUCAUCGGUAUGCAGCCGGACGUUCGCGGCCUCGAAGCCCCUCCCCCACCCUACCUCAUCCCCCAAUCCGCUUCGGUUACGCAAAGCCCCUACAACCAGCCUGAUCCAUCCUACCAGCGCUGCACGCUCACCACCAUGCCCGCGACGCAAUCCCUCCUCAACAAGUCAAAACUCCCCCUCGCACUCGUCAUGGCGCCGUACCGGUCCGUUCGGGAGGCCGAUGGCGAUAUGCCCGUUCCCGUCGUUGAGGACAAUGUUAUCGCGCGGUGUAGGCGGUGCAGGGCGUACAUCAACCCCUUUGUCACAUUCAUCGAGGGCGGAAAUAGGUGGAAGUGCUGUCUGUGCGGACUGAGCAAUGAGGUGCCGCAGCUGUUUGACUGGGAUCAGGCGGAAGGGAAGCCGGCGGAUCGGUGGGCAAGAAAAGAGCUCAACCACUCGGUGGUGGAGUUCAUCGCGCCCACAGAGUACAUGGUCCGACCUCCUCAACCCCCCGUCUACGCUUUCGUCAUUGACGUAUCCCAAGCGGCGGUCCAGAGCGGUAUGGUCGCCACUGCCGCUCAGACCAUUCUCGAAAACCUCGGAAACCUUCCCAACGCGGACAACCGCACAAAAGUCGCCUUUAUCGGUGUCUCCACCUCCCUCCACUUCUUCUCCCUCCCUCCAGGCGCGACAGAAGCGAGUAUGCUCGUCGUCAGCGACCUCACCGAUGUCUUCCUCCCUAAACCCGUCGACCUCCUCGUCAACCUCACGGAAUCGCGGACGGCGAUCGAGUCGUUCCUCGCUCGUCUCCCCGAGAUGUUUAGCGACUCGUUCACGGUCGGGAACGCCCUGGGAUCGGCAUUGCAGGCGGCGCACCAGCUCAUCGGGAAGAUUGGUGGGAAGAUCAUCGCGCUCACUGCGUCCUUGCCUACCCUGGGCGAGGGGGCGUUAAAGGCGCGAGACGACCCAAAGCUGCUCGGGACGAGCAAGGAGUCUUCCCUCCUCACCUCGGCGUCAUCGUUCUACAAGUCGUUCGCGAUUGAGUGCUCCAAAGCUCAAGUCGCGGUCGACAUGUUCCUCUUCUCGGCCACCUACACGGACGUCGCCUCCCUCUCGUGCCUUCCCCGGUACACGGCCGGUCAGACUUACCUUUACCCCGGCUUCAACGCGUCACGCCCGGAAGACGCCAUCAAAUUCGGUACCGAAUUCGGCAAGGUCCUCUCGCAGCCACUCGGGCUCGAGGCCGUCAUCCGUGUCCGCGCGUCUCGCGGUAUCCGGAUGUCGGCCUUCCACGGUAACUUCUUUAUCCGUUCCACCGACCUUCUCGCGCUCCCCGUCGUACCUCUGGAUCAGAGCUACGUUAUCGAGCUGCAGCUUGAGGACGACCUCAAGGGCCCGGUUGUCGUCCUCCAGACGGCCAUCCUGCAUACUACAUGCUAUGGCGAGCGUCGGAUCCGGGUCAUUACUCAAGCCAUGCCGGUCACGGACACCGUCGGGGAGUUGUACGGCUCGGCCGACCAGGUCGCUAUUGCCACGUACCUCGCCAACAAGGCCGUCGAGAAGAGCAUGAAUGGCUCCCUCGACGACGCGCGGAACGUCGUCACCAACGCCCUCUCGUCCAUGCUCUCGGUCUACAAGAACCAGGUCACCUCGUCCGCUGGCGCCUCGGCCCAACUUGCCAUCCCCGACAAUCUCAAACUACUCCCCCUCCUCGCGUGCGGUCUCGUCAAGCACGUCGGACUCCGCGAGGGCGCCUCCAUCCCUCCCGACCUUCGCUCCUACGCCCAAUGCCUACUCACCACCCUCCCCUCCCAAUCCCUCAUAUCUUACAUCCACCCCCGCUUCUACUCGCUCCACAACAUGCCGCCCGACGCGGGCACGAUCGGGGAACACGGCGUCAUCCUGCCCCCCACACUCAAUCUCACGUCGGAGCGCCUGGAGCGACACGGUCUCUUCCUCAUUGAAGACUCGCAAAAUAUCUUUUUGUGGGUCGGGCACGAGGCGGUGCCCCGUCUUGUCCAGGACGUGUUUGAUCUGCCCAGCUACGCGGAUCUGGUCGGUGGCAAGUUUACGCUGCCGGUCUUGGACAAUCCGUUCAACCAGCGCGUGAAUGCGAUUGUGGCCAAGACUCGCGAGCUGAGGAGGGGCGUGUAUAGGCCGCAUUUGUAUGUCGUCAAGAGCGAUGCGGAGCCGGCGCUCAGGAGCUGGGCGUUGAGUUUGUUGAUUGAGGAUCGGAUGGAUGGGAUGGGGAGCUAUGCGCAGUACUUGACCACGGUCAAGGGCAAGGUUAAUGGAUAA